Acyrthosiphon pisum (pea aphid) is the source of this 1156-nucleotide messenger RNA. RefSeq lists its product as uncharacterized. Lineage: Eukaryota; Metazoa; Arthropoda; Insecta; Hemiptera; Aphididae. Bases 307 to 729 code for a protein of 140 amino acids. The record is from RefSeq and is a predicted model, not a curated record. The transcript has 5 exons.
AGCAGGCGGCAGUGAAUACUGGAACUGGAUAGGUUUAUUUAAUCUUUAUUGUAUGUUUUUAUACAUCGCGUUCAUCACUUCAGCAGUCAGUGUGCCCAAAUGAUCGUCGGGGUUCCGUCUUGGAUUCCAUUGUAGCUCGUAAUUGCCAUUAUUAUUAUUUUAGUGUUUUUUUAAUGAGACAUGAAUGUUUAUUGUUGUUCUUAUAAUAUGUCUAAUAACUAAUAACCAUCAUUAGUUAUCUAACUCGAACGAAUUAAUUAUCAAUAUAUACAAUUAGUUUUAACCUUUGCCCUCGCCGUCUUCAUUAUGAACGCUGUAAAAAGGAUUGUGUCAGUCGCGUAUCUAAUAAUAUUGGUCACAUUAGUUCAGAGUGAAAACUGUACGGUAAAGAAAACGUAUAAUGGAACUAUUACAAGAGAACGUCUUAUGACUUGCCCAUCGUCUGAAUCGGAUAAAGAUGCAAAAUUUUGUUGUUACGAUAAGUUUGACAGCGUCGAUUGCUGCAAUGGUGCUGACCAUUUACGCCAUUUAAUUCUAAAAUUCAUGCCAGACCUGUUAAUAGUUCUGUUGAUAAUUGUUGGUCUGAUAUUGGCAUGUUGUGUUGUUUGUAUCUGUAUUCCAUGUUACUGCAUCAUGAGCCGCCGUCGCCCGAUUUAUAAAGAUUCAAAUGAUAAUGCAAAUAUGGUUGCUGCCGUUUCUUUGCCCAAUGAAUCAGAAGAACAAAAAUAAUACCAAAAAAAGAAGUUACUCAUCAUUUGCCUCCAGGAGCUUAUCCUGUUUAUCCACAAUUCAUGGGAAUGCAACCAUUAAAAUCGACUGAAGUAAAUUGUUAAUUCACACAUCACAAUAACAAUAGCUGUUCUUAUAAAAAGCCAAAGCAUGUUAUUAUUUAUAUUAUAUUUAUUUGUGCCAUCAACUAAGUAACGAAGGUUUGUGAAUGACUACAUUUUUUUCUUUUAUUCUUAUCUUUAAAUUUUCGACUUUUAUAGUCGUCUAGCUAUCAAAAGAAUAUUAUUAUCUUAAAUAUUAAGUUACCUAGUUUUGAACUGAUUAUGGUUAGAAUUACUUUUCAUAAUAUAUAAGCAUAAAAAAUAAGACUUCAUGUGUUUGCCUUAAAAGAAUAUAUCAGCACAAUAUUUUGUAUAAAUAUUUAUGA